AUGGUCAGGAGCGCGAAACGUAAGUCCUGGAGGAAUUUCUGCAGCGGCGUCGAAAGUUCCUCUGAGACAAAUCGUCUGCGCAAGAUCUUAUCGAAAACACCAACUGUUCAAGGUUAUAUUCAGAAACAGGAUGGUAGGUGGACUACUGAUGGACGUGAGACACUAGAAGUACUCAUGGACACUCAUUUUCCGGGGAACUUGCCUCCAGAUAUUGCUAGUGCAUCCCAACCGAACAAUCGGACAACUUCGUCAAUUAUACUUGACGAACAUUUGAUAAAAUGGGCCAUACGGAGUUUUGACUCUUACAAGUCUCCGGGCCCAGAUGGCAUAAUACCCGCUGAUCUACAGAAUAAUAUAGAUCUAGUCACUCCUUGGCUGAUAACUAUCUAUCAUGCCUGUCUUGCAUGGUCCUACAUACCAAAACGGUGGACCGAAUGCACUGUGACAUUCAUUCCGAAAGGGGGGAAAGCGUCACACACCAAAGCAAAAGAUUUCAGACCGAUAAGUCUAUCAUCAUUCUUGCUGAAAACCCUUGAAAGAAUCAUCGACAUCCACAUACGAGUGUCUUUGAAACAAGGAUCAGUAUCUCCCUCUCAACACGCCUACAUGAAAGGCAAAUCCGUUGAGACAGCACUUCACUCCUUAGUGGGAUAUAUUGAGAAAUCCCUUGAAUUUGGUAAUUUCUCGUUAGUGGCCUUUCUGGAUAUAGAAGGAGCCUUCAAUAACGUAGAAUCUGCAACUAUCGUUUCAGCUCUACAGGAUCUUGGUUUAGACCAAUCAACUGUAAGGUUUAAAAAACGCUUUAGGGUUACGAAGGAAGCUUUUAACUACAUUCUUGCCGAGCUAGAAUUUGUGGCACACUUGUCGACAGCAGUACCUCCAAAAAUACAAUUGGCCUCAACUUUAUUGCUUUUGGCUUCAGGAGGGUUUCAAAACACCGUCGGAAAUGAUUUUCUGAUUGGUGUAGGCCAAAGCACACUUUCCAAAAUAAUCAAAAGAGUGGUGAAUGAAAUGGAAAGCAAGCUAUGUAGUAAAUUUAUUGAGUUUAAUCUCGAUAACUGCGACGAUUCAAAGCAAUUCUUUUUGCAAAAAUACAAAAUUCCUGGAGUAAUCGGCUGUAUAGACGGAACUCAUUUUGGUUUGCAAAAGCCACCAAAUGAGCAUAUGUUUUUUAAUAGAAAGGGGUUCCAUAGCCUUAAUUCCAUGAUUAUAUGUGAUCACAAAUACAGAAUUUUAGCAAUAAAUUCUAAGUAUGGAGGUGCUGCCCAUGAUUCUUUUGUAUGGAAACAGUCUGAGGAAAGAAUUCUUUUAGAACAAAAAUAUAGCUCCAAUUUACGAAAUUUUUGGCUUUUAGGUGAUUCUGGCUACCCGCUUGAGCCGUGGUUGCUAACCCCAUACCGAAGUCCUCAAGAAGGAUCAAUGGAGUCUCGUUUUAACGAUAUACAUUCUAAAGCCAGAUGCGUAGUAGAAAGGACCAUCGGCAUAUUAAAAGCGAGAUGGAAAAUUUUAUGCCAUGACAAAAGAAGUAGGUAUAGUCCUCAAAAAGUGGCAAAAUUUUCAAAUGUUUGUGCUGCACUGCAUAAUAUAUGCAUUCACUUCAAAGUGCCUAAUUACGAGGAUGUCCAGCAAACUCCUGUUGAAAGUACAAUGCUAGAUAUGGAUAAUGGAAACGAGACUCAAAUAACUAAAAUAGGAAAAAAAAUCAGAGAUAAUAUCAAAAAUUCGUUGUGUUCCAAUUAGAAUAAAGAUACAUAAAGGUUU
Messenger RNA from Calliphora vicina (urban bluebottle blowfly), 1761 nucleotides. RefSeq lists its product as uncharacterized. Lineage: Eukaryota; Metazoa; Arthropoda; Insecta; Diptera; Calliphoridae. The transcript is spliced from 5 exons. Bases 1 to 1740 code for a protein of 579 amino acids. The record is from RefSeq and is a predicted model, not a curated record.